Messenger RNA from Nicotiana tabacum (common tobacco), 1300 nucleotides. The record is from RefSeq and is a predicted model, not a curated record. NCBI's taxonomy places the organism in Eukaryota, Viridiplantae, Streptophyta, Magnoliopsida, Solanales, Solanaceae.
AAAUUUUUUGGCUAUAAAAAGGGUGUUCAUGUCAAUAUUUUCUAGACCACCAAAUUAAAACAGUGCCAGCCUCAAAAAGAUAGGAUCUGUCUGCUAUUGUCUAAGUCUGUUUAGUUUUUGUGUUUUGUCAUUUUAUUACUACAACAAAUGACUAUUCCGGUGAUUGAUUUCUCAAAGCUUGAUGGAGAGGAAAGAGCCCAAACUUUGGCUCAGAUUUCCAAAGGAUGUGAAGAAUGGGGAUUCUUUCAGUUGGUGAAUCAUGGGAUACCAGUGGAGCUGCUUGAGAGGGUGAAGAAAGUGUGUGCAGAAUGCUUUAAGCUGGAAAGAGAAGAGGCUUUCAAGAAUUCAACACCAGUCAAGUUGCUUAAUGAGGCGGCCGAGAGCAAGAACAUUAAUAAUGGCAAUUAUAAGGUUGAAAAUGUGGAUUGGGAAGAUGUCUUCCUUCUCACUGAUGACAAUGAAUGGCCCUCCAACACUCCUGAAUUCAAGGAAACGAUGAAAGAAUAUAGAUCAGAAGUGAAGAAGCUAGCAGAGAGUGUGAUGGAAGUAAUGGAUGAAAACUUAGGCUUACAAAAAGGAUCAAUCAAGAAAGCCUUCAAUGAAGGAGAAGGAGAAGGAGACAAUAAUGCUUUUUUUGGAACAAAAGUGAGCCAUUACCCACCUUGCCCACAUCCAGAAAUGGUAAAUGGCCUAAGAGCUCAUACUGAUGCUGGAGGUGUGAUUCUACUUUUCCAAGAUGAUCAAGUUGAUGGCCUUCAAAUCCUUAAAGACGGCGAAUGGAUCGACGUCUUGCCUCUCCCUAACGCCAUUGUUAUCAACACAGGUGAUCAAAUUGAAGUGCUUAGCAAUGGGAAGUACAAGAGUGUUUGGCACAGAGUUAUGUCUAAACCAGAUGGGAAUAGGAGAUCUAUUGCUUCCUUCUAUAAUCCUUCUUUGAGAGCUACCAUUGCUCCUGCACCAGAGCUAGUGGAGAUGAAGGAUAAGAAAGAAAUGGAAUUAACUAAUUAUCCAACUUUUGUGUUUGGAGAUUACAUGGAUGUCUAUACUGAGCAGAAGUUCCUUCCUAAAGAACCAAGGUUUCAAGCUGUCAGAGCAAUGUGAAGAAGGGCUAAUAUAUAUAAAUAGCUUUCUCUCCAUUGUUUGGUUCAUUGUAGAAAUAUUUCAAUCUUCAUAUAAAGCAGUACAUAUAUAGUAAUCGUGUGGCUGCUUUUUAUGGGUUGUUGGUAUUUCCUUUUUCUUUUCUUUUUUCCUCAUGUAUUUCUUAAAAUGUAUCUAUCAAUUCUGUCUUUGUAAACUUUAA